GCUAGCGCCGAGAGGGAGAAAGAGGAAGAGGUGGGGUGAAGCCAGUCCGCAUGGGGCGCUGACGCAUGCGCACAACUAACCGCGCCCAGUUCGGCUCUGCUCUUUCUUGGCCGGAGGCUCGGAUCCGACCCACUGCAGGGGCAUGAUGGUGGUGGGUACCGGCACCUCGCUGGCUCUGUCCUCUCUCCUGUCCCUGCUGCUCUUCGCAGGGAUGCAGAUGUACAGCCGCCAGCUGGCCUCCACCGAGUGGCUCACCAUCCAGGGGGGCCUGCUGGGCUCCGGCCUUUUCGUCUUCUCUCUCACAGCCUUCAAUAAUCUGGAGAAUCUGGUCUUUGGCAAAGGAUUCCAAGCAAAGAUCUUCCCUGAGAUCCUCCUCUGCCUCCUUUUGGCUCUCUUUGCAUCUGGCCUCAUCCACCGAGUCUGUGUUACCACCUGCUUCAUCUUCUCCAUGGUUGGUCUGUACUACAUCAACAAGAUCUCCUCUACUCUGUACCAGGCCACAGCUCCAGUCCUCACACCAGCCAAAGUCACCGGCAAGGGCAAGAAGAGAAACUAACCACAAAUGUCUAAUAAAGUUGAUUCUUUGUA
Messenger RNA from Ictidomys tridecemlineatus (thirteen-lined ground squirrel), 588 nucleotides. RefSeq names its product keratinocyte associated protein 2 (gene Krtcap2). The record is from RefSeq and is a predicted model, not a curated record. Gene Ontology annotation, biological process: protein N-linked glycosylation. Lineage: Eukaryota; Metazoa; Chordata; Mammalia; Rodentia; Sciuridae.